AGUUCCUCUGCAGAGCCUGCUACCAUGGCCUUCUCUCCAUUUGGCCUCCUCUUGAUGGUGUCCUACUGUUCAGGGUCCUUUGCUCAGUAUGUACUUACUCAGCCACCAUUCGUCUCUGUGUCUCCUGGAGAAACAGCUCAAAUCAAUUGCUCAGGAGAUUUGGUUAGUAAGAAGUAUGUUCAGUGGUACCAGCAAGUCCCUAACAAUGCUCCCCAGCUGUUAAUAUACAAGGAUACAGAAAGACCUGAUCAUGUUUCAAACCGGUUUUCUGGGAGCAGCAGUGGCAACACAGCCACACUAACCAUCACCAAUGUCCAACUCCAAGAUGAGGCUGAUUAUUAUUGUGAGCAUUUUCAUGACGAUUCCAGCUCUCGACACUAUAUCUUCGGCGGCGGGACCUUCCUUUCCGUCCUAGGUCAGCCGGCAUCCGCUCCCACAGUCAUUCUCUUCCCACCAUCCUCAGAAGAGAAGGAGAGCAAAAGCAAGGCCACCCUGGUUUGUUUGAUGAAAGACUUCAAUCCAGGUGUUCUCCAGGUCUCCUGGCAGGCUGAUGGCACCCCUAUCUCUAACGGGGUGGAGACAACCAAGCCGACUAAGGUCAAUGACAAGUACGUGGCCAGCAGUUACCUGACCGUGAAUCCCUCAGAGUGGGAAAGUCAUAAGACUUACACCUGCAAGGUGACGCACGAAGGGUCCAAUUACGAGAAGAGUGUGAGCCAUUCACAAUGUCCUUAACCCCCUCCUGCCCACAGAGCUCUGCUGCGUAAGGAGGAAAACUUCAGAUGGGCCAUGCAAGUGGCACUUUCUCCCCCUGCAGCUACCCCACUUUUCCUUCUGUGCUCCCCACAAAUUUUCAAACACUUUCACUUUUCCCUCGGCUUCAUAGGCAUCCUUGUUAGUUUCAAUGAAUAAUAAAACCAAAAUCAUGCAAUUUUGCUGCGUCUGUAUAGAUUUUCUCUAGUGACAAUUUUUUAAAAGAUUGUUAGAUGAUCUCAGUCAGUCAAUAAAAGAAGACAAUGCUUGAUCGUA
Molecule: messenger RNA, 1029 nt
Organism: Heteronotia binoei (common prickly gecko)
Lineage: Eukaryota; Metazoa; Chordata; Lepidosauria; Squamata; Gekkonidae
Product: immunoglobulin lambda-1 light chain-like
Exons: 4
Coding region: 25-735 (236 amino acids)
Biological process (GO): immunoglobulin production; immune response
Source: RefSeq, a predicted model, not a curated record